Messenger RNA from Lachancea sp. 'fantastica', 1581 nucleotides. NCBI's taxonomy places the organism in Eukaryota, Fungi, Ascomycota, Saccharomycetes, Saccharomycetales, Saccharomycetaceae. The record is from the annotation of a GenBank genome assembly.
AUGACCUUUUCAAGCUUGAAAUUCACUCCAGUGGAAGACAUUGACGACAUUGUCGUCCAAAGCAGGAAAGCUUAUGAUGAAAGACAAUGGCACCUGUAUCAAAGCAAGAAUCCGAGAAAGGAGGACUUGAAACUUAGACUCAAGCAGUUGCAGAACCUAUACUACGGUAUCAAGGACCAUGAGGAUGAAAUCGUUGAGGCGCUGAAAAGCGACUUCAACCGUAGCAGUUACGAAACUUUUGUCAUUGAACUGAUUCCGCUUUACAACCAUCUCCUGCAUCUCAUCGAUUGCUUGCCCCGCUUGAUCGAGCCCCAGAAAAUCUCCGAGUCUUCCGAUUUGUUCAAACUGAGCUCCGUCACCGUUGAAAGAAUCUCAUUGGGGUCCGUGCUGGUCAUCGCGCCCUUCAACUACCCAGUUUUGUUGGCACUAGACCCCGUGGCUGCGGCAAUUGGAAGCGGAAACUCGGUUGUGUUGAAACCCAGCGAACAAACUCCUGCAGUAGCUCAAGUCAUGGAGAAAAUUCUAAAUACUUCACUAGACCCAUCGUGGAUCAAGGUUGUUCACGGCUCAGUGAAGGAAACGGGAAUACUCAUCAACCAUCCACACUUUGACAAGAUCUUUUACACGGGAUCUACCAAAGUGGGUCGAAUUGUGGCCGAAGCCGCAGCCAAAAACCUGAUUCCUGUCACCCUGGAACUUGGAGGAAAGUCUCCGGUCUUUAUCACAGAGCACUGUAAUCCAGGCAAUUUGAAAACUGCGCUGAAAAGAGCCUUUUCCGGUGCCUUCAGCAACAGCGGACAAACAUGCAUUGCAUCCGAUUACUUGUUAGUGCACGAAUCGCAAGUCGCGAAAGUGAGGGAGUUGACUAAAGAAAUUUUGGAUGAGUUCUGGCCCACUGUAAACUCCUCAACAAUUGAAACAGCCAUGAUUCACGAUAAUGCUUACAAAGGUGUUAUUGAAAAGCUAAAUAGCACCCGUGGUGAAAAGGUACAGCCUUCAGAUGCCAAAGGUGAGCUGCCUAACAGACGCAUUGUUCCUACUGUUAUUAUGGGUGUCGACUGGGACGAUGCUUUAAUGAAAGACGAGAAUUUUGCUCCAGUGCUACCGGUCAUUUCGUACCGUAAUCUUGAUGAUGCUGUUAGAAAGGUUUUGAAGGAACAUCGCAAUCCUUUGGCGAUGUAUAUCUUUUCUCAAAAUAAGCAAGAAGUCGACAAAAUCAUGACAAUCGUCAAAUCUGGUGGCUGCAUGAUCAAUGACACCCUUCUCCAUGUAGUAGCAGUCGAUGCUCCAUUUGGAGGUAUCCGUGAAUCUGGACAAGGCAACUACCACGGAAAGUGGAGCUUUGCUGCCUUCACGCACGAGAGAACAGUCGUCAAGCAGCCGUAUUGGAUUGAGUUUGUCAACGGCGUCAGGUAUCCACCUUCCUCAACAAGGAAGCUCAAAUUGGCGCGUGCAACAAUUGAGAAAAAACCGGGAUUCAAAAGGGAUGGAUCAAAAAUCUGGCCAGUAGGAAAAAUCGUGUUUUUCUCUGCAUUGACCGUCUUGGCCGCCAGCGCAUUGAAUUAUGUGCCCGUCGAGUAA